This is a messenger RNA of Paramecium octaurelia, 1140 nucleotides long. The record is from the annotation of a GenBank genome assembly. NCBI's taxonomy places the organism in Eukaryota, Ciliophora, Oligohymenophorea, Peniculida, Parameciidae.
AUGAAUGAUAGUGGUUUGGGAAUUUACGGAACCAGUUAUAAAACUAUGAUAUAGACAACAAGGGAGAAUACCAUCUAGGAUCAUUUAUAUCUCCAAACUUCUUAUCAUAAUAAAAAAUCUGUUAGAAUCAAGACCAAAACAGUUAAUGACUCUAUUUUUAAUGGACUUAGAAUAGGUACAACAACGCUUCAAUCCCAUAGAUCGAGAUAUCAAUCUACUCAACAGGAAUCAAGGUAAUUAAGUUCUGCAGGCUAUCAAUCUCAGCAGUACAAGGGAUGUAAAAACUAUAAGUGUUUAAAAACUAUUUCAGAUUUGUAAGAGGCCUAAGAAGAGAAUCUGUAAACCAUUAAGGCAUUGACACAGGAGAUAGAUAAAUUAAGGAAGGAGUUACAAUCAAAUACUAAAUAGAUUAUCAAUGAAGACAAAUUAAAAGAACGGUUAGUUUCAGCGACAGGCCGAGUCUAAGUCUAUAAAUCAUUAGGCUUGUUUGGAUAGAGUAUAGAUAGUAACUAGAUGGCGAACAUUUCCAAAACUGAUUCAAUUGUUUUGAAUAGAACGAUUUCGUAAUUUCACAAAGGAGAAAAUAUUAAUAUUUCACAAUUGUUAAAUAAUUAAUAGAGUGCUGAAUAGGAAACAAUAAAGUUAUUAGAAAUAUAUCAUAAGUCUCAAAUCUAAAAUUAUUCCUAUCAUUCUUAUAAGGGUAAUCAAAACUAAAUCCCAUAUAUCAAAUGCGAUAAAUGUGAUUCCAUUAAGAACCUGCACAUCGUCCGAUUAGAAUGUAAGCAUCAAUAUCACAUAAAUUGUUUCAUUGAACACAUCAGAUUUUAAUUGUCAAAACAAUAGGACAGUUUUAAUAUAGUUGGAACUCUACAGUGCCAUUGCAAUGCAAAUAUUCAUUUGAACUAGAUUAAAUUGUUAAAUCAACCGGAGUUCUCAAUUAUAUACCAAAUUAUUGCAAACUUUUAACUUUUUCUAUUAGCAAAGAGCCAUUAUUUAGCCAAUAAUUAGAAUCAGAAGUAGAGCAUCUAAAAGUGCAUCAAAGAACAUUGCUACUUCAUUAUCAUAGGGGAGGAAGAUAAGAUAUCAUAUUGUCCAUUGUGUUGUGAAUUUAAUUUAUUUGUGUAAAUUAAAUUUAUUUGA